AUGAGGUUGAGCAGCAACAAUGUGUGGGGCCUGGUCCUGAGAGGGACCGAGCCCAGUCAACUGGGUGAGCGUGUCGGAAGAUUCGUCACGGUGCGCAAGCACAGCUCACUGGCCUGUGCUGUGGUAUCCAUGACGGAUGUGAGAGUGCGACAGGCCAUCCUUCGCGAAGCCGUUGGCUUCGCAAUCGAUGGCUUGACGCUGGAUGUCAAAGCCCACAGAGUCAAGGAGAAGAGGAGUUGCCUCUCGGUGGACCAGAUUGCCGCGAUCCAAGACCAGAAGCUCGAAAAGAAAGACCCUUCCGCCACAGUGGAUACUGCCGAGGCUCUGCAGGCACAGCCCAAGACCACCCAAGGUCCACCUGCCACUGCUGGAGGAGGAGCACAGGCUACCCCAAAAAAGAACAUUCUCGACGAGAUCCCACUUGCAGAUGCGACCCAAGAGCACCAAGUCAAGGAGCUGACUCCACCUGACAAAAUCUACAACAAGGAGCUGAUGUUGCGAGUUUGGAGGCUGCAGCGCAGCGAAGUGAAUCCUGCAGUGUUGGGCCUGGGUGUUGCUAAGCGCCCUUGGCGUCCAAAUCCUCGGUCAGCCAACAGCAGUGAAAUCAGAAGGCCUGAGACGGAUUCACCCGUCCUGGAACAGUCAGAGAAAGCUUACAGAAUCACAAAGCCGACUAGCCCAAUGGAGGCGUUGAACAGGAAUGUCUGUGCUUUGUUGAACAAGAUUUGCCCCGAGAACUUGGAUAAAAUUGUGGAAACAUUGGCCAACAUUGAGUUGCAGAAGGCAGCAGAGCUUGAGUGUGUCAUCAAGGCCAUUUUGGGGAAGGCGUUGGUCGAGCCACACUACUGUGAAACGUAUGCAGACAUGGUUUUCGCCCUUCAGAAACGAUACCCGGAAUUCCCUCCGGAAAAUGAAGGGGAAAGGCCUCUCACCUUCACCCGAGUUAUGCUCAACACCGUCCAGAAUGAGUUCGAAAGUUUGCCAACACACUUUGAACCUACAGAUGAUGACAAAGCAAAGUUCCCCGACCCAGAAGACUUGCAGAGGGAGAUGAAGAAGAGGAUGCUUGCCAACAUGAAGUUUAUUGGAAACCUCUUUUUGCGCCAGUUGCUAUCCAUCAAGGUCAUUGGACAGGUGGUCAAGGGCCUGAUCGGCAUCCAGGAUGGAAAUGCACUUCCGAAGGAUCACAUGAUCGAAUGUGCCUGUGAGCUGCUGCAAGCAAUUGGCUCCACGGUGGACUCUGAAUCAAAGUGUUGCCUCUUGGCCAAACCCUUUUCAUCCUUUCUCUACACAUUCGAGUGUGGCAGUGUCUUGGCUUCAGAGCACAUCUCACCUCUGAGGAAACUCUUCAAGGAGCAGGCCAAGACGAAGGCGGCUGUUCGAGAUGAGUUUGAUCAAGCUCAGAAGGCUCAACAGAAUGGUCGCAGAAAAGGGCCGGAUAGUCUCUCGGCAGCCUCUAGAUGCGUGUUCUCCUUCCAGACAGCGGGAGCGAGGAAGAUGUGCGAGUACUUUGCAGAUGAUAAAGACGGGGAGUCUCUCCAGCAAGACUGGGCGAAAGCCGAGCCAAGCGACAAAGAAGCAAAGCAAGGAGUCGAGUGGCUUUUGGAGACGGGGUUUGAGGACAGCAAGAAGGCUGACAUCAUGGCGGCAACGCUUGCCGAACUCAUGAAAAGGAUGGAUGCUCCCCACUGUGACAUCAUGGUCCAUUGUUUGAUUGCACGCCUGCUGAUGUUGGAGAAUUUCAACCAGGUUGUACUGAAGCCCAUGCAAACUCUUGUCUCCCACAAUGAGAACCGGGACCUGGGUUGGAGUUUGAUGCUUGGCAUUGUGAAGAAGUUGAAGCAUGAGAACGCUCAGGAUGUUGUGAGAAAGGCUCUCAACAUGAGCAGCAAAGGUGCGUGCUUGCCCAAUGCCACAGCAGAGGUUGACCGCAGGGAUUUGGUGAAUGUGGUCGCAGGUGAGUCCUAUUCCAUUGGGCUUUGGAAAACUGGUAACUAUGCCGCUGCCCACCUUACUACCGCUGUGGUGCAGAUUAUGGUGGAGGAGAUGCUGGGUUACAACACGGAGCUGAAAGGUACAGGAGGACUCGCCGUGGAUGCUUUCUAUGCUUUGAUGGGGUGCACAAAUCCUUUGGGCAACGCAGAUCGAGGUUGUGGCCGCAGUGUGACCUACGUUCACAUCAAUGUGGAGGCUUGGCAAGAAGGCUAUGUUGACGAGUGGGCUCAAGUCCAAGCCCAGUAUCCCAAGGUGGCGCCCAUAAAUUUGGGAAAUGGAGGCUACAGUGGCACAAGCGGGAUGUAUGUUCCACUUGCCGUGCAGCAGAAGGCUUAUCAAGCAGAGGGCAUCAGUUUGGAUUUCUACAGGGACUACAACAUGUCAUGGAGAACCCCAGGGAGCUACUUUUCUCCCCCAGGUGAUAUGGAUGUUUCGAGAUUGCUUCCCUGCGCGGACACAGUGUUGAUGUCUAACGCACAUAUGGGGAUGUAUUUCGACCUCACAGGAGAUGCAGAGGGUGUGGUGGUUGACAGCGAAGGUUUUGUAGUUGCAAAAUGCUUUGCGGACCACUUUUGGUAUGCACCUGCCAACAGGUUGAGCAGCAACAAUGUGUGGGGCCUGGUCCUGAGAGGGACCGAGCCCAGUCAACUGGGUGAGCGUGUCGGAAGAUUCGUCACGGUGCGCAAGCACAGCUCACUGGCCUGUGCUGUGGUAUCCAUGACGGAUGUGAGAGUGCGACAGGCCAUCCUUCGCGAAGCCGUUGGCUUCGCAAUCGAUGGCUUGACGCUGGAUGUCAAAGCCCACAGAGUCAAGGAGAAGAGGAGUUGCCUCUCGGUGGACCAGAUUGCCGCGAUCCAAGACCAGAAGCUCGAAAAGAAAGACCCUUCCGCCACAGUGGAUACUGCCGAGGCUCUGCAGGCACAGCCCAAGACCACCCAAGGUCCACCUGCCACUGCUGGAGGAGGAGCACAGGCUACCCCAAAAAAGAACAUUCUCGACGAGAUCCCACUUGCAGAUGCGACCCAAGAGCACCAAGUCAAGGAGCUGACUCCACCUGACAAAAUCUACAACAAGGAGCUGAUGUUGCGAGUUUGGAGGCUGCAGCGCAGCGAAGUGAAUCCUGCAGUGUUGGGCCUGGGUGUUGCUAAGCGCCCUUGGCGUCCAAAUCCUCGGUCAGCCAACAGCAGUGAAAUCAGAAGGCCUGAGACGGAUUCACCCGUCCUGGAACAGUCAGAGAAAGCUUACAGAAUCACAAAGCCGACUAGCCCAAUGGAGGCGUUGAACAGGAAUGUCUGUGCUUUGUUGAACAAGAUUUGCCCCGAGAACUUGGAUAAAAUUGUGGAAAAAUUGGCCAACAUUGAGUUGCAGAAGGCAGCAGAGCUUGAGUGUGUCAUCAAGGCCAUUUUGGGGAAGGCGUUGGUCGAGCCACACUACUGUGAAACGUAUGCAGACAUGGUUUUCGCCCUUCAGAAACGAUACCCGGAAUUCCCUCCGGAAAAUGAAGGGGAAAGGCCUCUCACCUUCACCCGAGUUAUGCUCAACACCGUCCAGAAUGAGUUCGAAAGUUUGCCAACACACUUUGAACCUACAGAUGAUGACAAAGCAAAGUUCCCCGACCCAGAAGACUUGCAGAGGGAGAUGAAGAAGAGGAUGCUUGCCAACAUGAAGUUUAUUGGAAACCUCUUUUUGCGCCAGUUGCUAUCCAUCAAGGUCAUUGGACAGGUGGUCAAGGGCCUGAUCGGCAUCCAGGAUGGAAAUGCACUUCCGAAGGAUCACAUGAUCGAAUGUGCCUGCGAGCUGCUGCAAGCAAUUGGCUCCACGGUGGACUCUGAAUCAAAGUGUUGCCUCUUGGCCAAACCUUUUUCAUCCUUUCUCUACACAUUCGAGUGUGGCAGUGUCUUGGCUUCAGAGCACAUCUCACCUCUGAGGAAACUCUUCAAGGAGCAGGCCAAGACGAAGGCGGCUGUUCGAGAUGAGUUUGAUCAAGCUCAGAAGGCUCAACAGAAUGGUCGCAGAAAAGGGCCGGAUAGUCUCUCGGCAGCCUCUAGAUGCGUGUUCUCCUUCCAGACAGCGGGAGCGAGGCCUUCGUACAUUGAUGACAUUGCAAAUCAGAAGGAGCGCCCUCAGGCGGAUACAUGCCCAGAACAUGGGAAGUUUAAGCAAGUGAAGAACCUUGGCAACAAAAGCAAGGGCAAGGGGAAGAUGUGCGAGUACUUUGCAGAUGAUAAAGACGGGGAGUCUCUCCAGCAAGACUGGGCGAAAGCCGAGCCAAGCGACAAAGAAGCAAAGCAAGGAGUCGAGUGGCUUUUGGAGACGGGGUUUGAGGACAGCAAAAAGGCUGACAUCAUGGCGGCAACGCUUGCCGAACUCAUGAAAAGGUGCCUGGUCCCAUGGGAGACUUUCAAGGAAUGCUUCUCAGCAUCGCUGUCAGCUUUGCCGGACUUGAAGAUGGAUGCUCCCCACUGUGACAUCAUGGUCCAUUGUUUGAUUGCACGCCUGCUGAUGUUGGAGAAUUUCAACCAGGUUGUACUGAAGCCCAUGCAGACUUUUGUCUCGCACAAUGAGAACCGGGACCUGGGUUGGAGUUUGAUGCUUGGCAUUGUGAAGAAGUUGAAGCAUGAGAACGCUCAGGAUGUUGUGAGAAAGGCUCUCAACAUGAGUGAGUUCAUCUCCUGUGCUGCAACAGCGAGGAAGACAACUGUUCCAAAUGCCAGGAAGCAGUUGCAAUCAGCGUAG
Messenger RNA from Cladocopium goreaui, 4731 nucleotides. The record is from the annotation of a GenBank genome assembly. Lineage: Eukaryota; Dinophyceae; Suessiales; Symbiodiniaceae.